This is a messenger RNA of Rattus rattus (black rat), 2094 nucleotides long. RefSeq names its product MLV-related proviral Env polyprotein-like. The coding region runs from base 1 to 2094 and encodes 697 amino acids. The record is from RefSeq and is a predicted model, not a curated record. NCBI's taxonomy places the organism in Eukaryota, Metazoa, Chordata, Mammalia, Rodentia, Muridae. The transcript is spliced from 2 exons.
AUGCGAGCUGACCACCUGAAGAAGUCAAGCUAUGAUGGCACCAGAAGGCAAUACUUCAUCCUUCCUCCCAGCGCAAAGACGGAAAUCAACUGGUCCAUGAACUUCGCCUGUGCCGCAGAGGUAAAGAGCCAGGAUGCAGGAAUAUGGCCAGGACACAUAGGAGCUGCGAAUCCUCCGCUGCCAGCUAGAAAACCCACGCCCCCGAAGAGACUGGAGAUCACCCAGGCCGCUACCGCCGCCAACGCUGCCAAAGCCGCCACUAGUGCUGCCGUCGCUGCUGCUGCUGAUGCAAACCGAGGCCACGCUACUACUCGUGUUCCCAACGCCAAAACCACCAGACCUGACCGUGAGCACCCACCAGAUGAUUCAGUUAAGACUGCUCCUCACUCAGGUCAGGUUUACCUACCAAAUUACAACCCACAUCAGCCUUUAAUUCUAACCUGGCAGGUUCUUGGUCCUAGUUUGGAUCAGGUUUUGUUCACCACUUCCAAAAUAGCACCACCAGGGACAUGGUGGCCUGACCUAGCUUUCUGCCUCAAACAGAUUAUCCCCACUUCCAUUCCCCCUAAUCAAGUAAGAAGCUAUGGGUUUUACUGCUGCCCAGAGCACAAUAAGCAGACUAUAUGUGGGGGGCCAGCCUCACAUUAUUGUGCUAAAUGGAGUUGUGUUUCUUCCAAUGACGGUGAUUGGAAAUGGGACAGCGAAUAUACUCAUGACAGGGCUACCUUUUCUUUUGAAAACUCUGGGCCAGGGAGGUAUGUCAUAAUGGAACCAUAUAGAAGGCUUGACUGUCGCCCUGCUGAUUUAGAUAGAAUUCGGAUCAAAUUUACAGACACUGGUAAAAAUUAUGAUACCCAGGCAUGGAUGAGGGGCAUGAGAUGGGGGGUAGUUUUUAAUGACUAUAAUAACAAGCCAGGAUCAUCAGUCAUGGUUCGCUUAAGCCUCAGUAGCCCCCCAGCCCAACCUGUAGGUCCUAAUGUCCUAGCUAAAGAACCUCCCUCCACUUCAAAUACUCCCAUACCCCCGGACACUGAAAAUCGUCUGUUUAGCUUAAUACAAGGGGCAUUCCUGGUCCUGAAUCGUACCAAUCCUAACGUUACUCAGUCUUGUUGGUUGUGCUAUGCCUCUAGCCCCCCAUAUUAUGAAGGUAUUGCUCAGACCAGGGGUUACAACAAAACAACAGACUCCUCUCAAUGCCCUUGGGGGGAAAACAGAAAGUUAACCCUAACAGCAGUCUCAGGAAGUGGACUUUGUUUAGGCCAGGUACCUCAUGAUAAACAACACCUUUGUAAUCAAACACAAACCGUCCAACCUAUGGAAGGUAAUCAGUAUCUAGUACCCCCCCUAGACACAGCAUGGGCCUGCAACACUGGUCUCACUCCUUGUGUAUCAACUUCUGUUUUCAAUACUUCCAAAGAUUACUGUAUUUUGGUUCAACUUGUUCCUAGACUCCUAUAUCAUGAUGAUAGCUCUUUUGUAGAUGAGUUUGAUCACCGAGGUCGCUGGAAGAGAGAACCUAUCACCUUGACCUUUGCGGUGCUCAUGGGACUGGGGAUAGCGGCUGGAGUUGGUACGGGUACCGCUGCAUUAAUUCAGACCCCCCAAUAUUAUGAGGAAUUACGAGCAGCUAUGGAUACUGACCUUAGAUCCAUAGAACAAUCUAUAACUAAACUAGAAGAGUCUUUAACCUCCCUGUCUGAAGUGGUCUUACAAAAUAGAAGGGGACUAGAUUUAUUAUUCCUCAAGGAAGGAGGACUCUGUGCUGCUCUAAAGGAAGAAUGUUGUUUUUAUGUUGAUCAUUCUGGAGUGAUCAAAGAUUCAAUGGCUAAACUUAGAGAGCGCUUAGAUAUACGGAAAAAAGAAAGAGAAGACAGACAGGGAUGGUUUGAAAGUUGGUUUAAUAAGUCCCCAUGGUUAACCACUCUCCUCUCUACUUUAGUUGGGCCCAUUAUAAUUCUUAUGCUUCUACUUACUUUCGGGCCAUGUAUACUCAAUAGGCUGGUGGCUUUUAUAAAAGAAAGAGUGAGUGCUGUUCAGGUACUGGUCCUGCGACAACAGUACCAAGAGCUACAAUGGGAUGAACAAUGGCUCUAA